This is a messenger RNA of Exophiala bonariae, 1203 nucleotides long. RefSeq lists its product as uncharacterized. The coding region runs from base 1 to 1203 and encodes 400 amino acids. The record is from RefSeq and is a predicted model, not a curated record. Gene Ontology annotation, biological process: reciprocal meiotic recombination. Lineage: Eukaryota; Fungi; Ascomycota; Eurotiomycetes; Chaetothyriales; Herpotrichiellaceae. The transcript is spliced from 5 exons. Gene Ontology annotation, molecular function: ubiquitin protein ligase activity. Gene Ontology annotation, cellular component: synaptonemal complex.
AUGGAACAGCCCUUCCGAUGCAAUAACCAGACUGGAGGGUACUGCAGGGCUGUUCUCACCGAGGAGGCCGUUGUCACAACCUGCUCACACAUAUUCUGCCUCGCCUGCUCGAAAAAGGUUGGCUUGUCCGACGCUCGUCUCGAUCAUCGAAUCUGUCCAGUUUGUUCAACGAGGUUGCCCAACACCGAUGACGCGGUUCAGACGUUGUUGAACCCAACUGAAGAAUACAAGACAAGCGUUCUCAGUGGAUUGGGUCCUACCUCCAUCAUCGAGUGUGCUGGAAGAGCCCUCGCAUUCUGGACCUAUCAGACUACGCAAGAGAUAUCCUAUCAACAGCAUGUCACCAAGAAUUUGACUGAGAGAUACACUCACCUCAGUACGGCGAUGGACAAAGUCAUCCACGACGCGAAUUCUGAGAUUCAGGGCCUGCAGAACAAAAUCGAAGGCCUCUCAGUUGAUCAUAAAACCCUGGAACAGAAGUAUGCGGAGGUAGUUGACCUAUAUCGCGAGAAAAACCGGAAGCAUGCACAAGCACAGAAACUGUAUGACACUCUGAAGCAAAAAUAUCAGGCCGGACAAAUGCAAUCUGCUGCGUCAGCCAACGUUGCUCAGGCCAUUGAGUCCAUUGACGCAGAACGGCGGCCAGAGUCCUUCAAUGUACUGCCUGACCCUCGUCCACGAUACACUGACACCACUGCUCCACACCUUGAGAGCAGACUGCCUCGACCCCCUUCCCUUCAUGGUUCCAUAGAACAGCUGCAUCCGCAUCAACGCUCUGGUAGCAGUGCUGUCGGGAGCACAGGGGCUGGGGAGCAUCGGCGUAUGCCGCCUCCAGAAAGACAACGAGCAUCAAGGAUUGCAAACCUUCAAACUUCCGAAACCCCUCUGCAUCGUGUUGCCUUACCUGGUACCACACGAUCGACAGCAAACCGAUCUUCUCAGAUUCCAACAGCAAGAGCCCGGACAAACCUAAUCCACAGUCAAGACAUACAGCCAUCUGUAGCACGCGGACACCUUCCCCAUUUACAAAAGCCAACCGCUAAUACACCUAAUCACGGUAACGGUGUGGUUCCUGGUUUGAGGGUUGGCCGAGCUGUAGGUACCACUCCUACGGCUUUCGGUGAUACCACCUCUAGAUUUGAGCAAUAUCGUGGUGCGUCAUUUCCAGUGUUCUCUCAAAUGUGGAAGACACCUCCUCGCUGA